AAGUGCUGCGUGUCUCUCUGACACAGGAAAAUGAGUGGGGCUUCAGAGGAUGUUAAAAGGGAGUGAGCGACGGGGCAGGAGGAUGCAGUCUAGUGAAGUCGUCCACUGCUCUGCAUACCUCAACAACCUGGGCAAGUUGUAGGAAUGGACAUGAGCCUCCGCUGGCAAGUGAUCCUCUUUUUAUUAGAAUUGCUCUGCUUUAUGACUUUGCUUGCUGAACGGCAGAACAGAUGUGACAAAAUAGUUACCAUAACAACAAAGACGAAUUGCAAAUCCUGUAUUUUAAAUAAUCAGAUCAGUUGUCCUCCUGGGUACCGUAAACUGACAAAAGAAUCUGGGAAUAAAGACUGCAGAUAUUUAUUAAGCGUGAACAACAUAUCGUUGUCACUUCCUGGCUGCAGCCACGAGUGUGCAAAAGAUUUCCUCGACCCUGUUUGCUGUUUUGGAUAUUGGGGACAAGACUGUAUGGAGUGCCCUGGAGGAGCUUCUGUACCUUGUAGUAAUAAUGGGAACUGUUCAGAUGGAAUUUCAGGCAAUGGGACCUGCACCUGUCUGCCAGGUUUUGGAGGGACUGCCUGUGAAAAUUGUGCAGACGACAACUUGUAUGGUCCCAACUGCACUUCUGUGUGCGAGUGUGUGCAUGGGAUGUGCGACAAUGGAAUAAGGGGCAGUGGACUGUGCACCUGCUUUUCUGGUUAUACUGGACCAAAAUGUGAUCAAGAAAUUCCAGAAUGUGCUAAUUUGAAAUGCCCGAUGAAUGCCCGUUGUACUGAAGAAAUAGGAAGUGAAAAACUAGUAUGCAAGUGUCUACCUAAUCACGAAGGAGAUUCCAGAAAAUGUACCCCAAUAAAUCCUUGUUUGAAGCAAGUCUGCCACCCAAAUGCUGACUGCACACACACUGGCCCAAAUCAACACCGGUGUACCUGCCAUCUGGGCUACAGAGGAGAUGGGCAGAUCUGCAUGCCAGUAGAUCCCUGCCAAGACAGCUUUGGAGGAUGUCCACCAGAUUCAACGGUCUGUGUAUAUGACGGCCCCGGAAAGUCUCAUUGCCAGUGCAAAGAGGGUUUUGAAAGUCGAGUUCCUGGAAGCGGAUGCAGCCUGACUGAUGUCUGCAAGACUAAUAACACUUGCAGUAAAAAUGCCGUUUGCACAACCACAGGACCAGGUACCACAGACUGCACAUGUAAUGAAGGGUUUGUAGGUAAUGGCAUUACUUGCUAUGGAAAUAUCAUGGCUCGUUUACAGGAACUCAACACUGAGGCAGAUGGGAAAUGGACUGGACAGUUGUCCAAUGCCAUAUCACUUUUUGAUUCAUCCUUGAGCUGGAGAUUAACAAGCCAGGGACCUUUCACCAUAUUUGUUCCCGUUAAUAAGGGAUUUAAGGGAGUAUCGUUGAAAUCACUGCUGGCUGAUAAACUCAACACUCGGUACCUUGCAAAGUUGCAUAUAACUGCUGGGGAGAUUAACACAGAGAUGCUGAAGAAAUUGGACAUUUAUUACACCCUCACGGGGAAGUCUGGAGAGCCUGUCAAUGAUGAAGAUCAGCAAUUGAAAAUUAGGAUUCAUGGAAGUAAAAAGAAAGGAAGCAUUCUACAAGGGGAUAUUGUGGCGUCCAAUGGCCUGAUUCACAUUAUCAACAAACUCAUGGAAAAAGUGGAAGCCACUGUUGAAAGUAACACAAAGGAAAACCUGCUAAAGAUUCUAGAAGACAACGGAAAAUUUAACCGAUUCAGAUCACUUUUGAUGAAAUCCAAUAUUGCUGAUCUCCUGGAAGGGCCUGGACCUUACACUAUUUUUGCACCCACUAACAAAGCUUUUGAGACUUUAACAGAAGAUGUGUUGGAUUAUUUGCAAAGCCCGGAGGGAUCUUACAAGCUUUUAGAACUUCUACGAAAUCACAUCGUACCUUCAGUUGAGCUUGAUGUCACCAGCAUAGUCACAUCUCCUCAGACAACGACAAUAGCGAACCAGGUUUUAACAUUCAACGUUACAAGCAGUGGUCAAAUACUUGUUAAUGGGGAGAUUAUCCUUGAGGCUGAUGUCGAAGCCAAUAAUGGCCGUCUUUAUUCACUUGACGGUGUCCUCAUCCCAUCUUCAGUUGUUCCCAUCCUACCUCACCGAUGCGAUGUUCAAGUGACUACGUUGAAAAUGAGCACUUGUGUGAGUUGUGCAACGGUCACCCGUACCUCCUGUCCAUCAGGCAUACCAACAAAUAGCUUUAGGAGAGGCUGUUCAUACACUAUGAAACUCUUAGGAGUGUCUGUUCCAGCCACUGGAUGUGCCAAGUAUUGCAAUGACACAAGAACGAUUCAAAAAUGCUGCGAUGGGUUUUACGGUGAGGACUGCAGUCCGUGCCCAGGUGGAUUCAACAACUCUUGCUCUGGAAAUGGUCAGUGCAUAGAUGGUAUUAGUGGCAAUGGUACGUGCAUAUGUGCGGAAAAUUUCAGAGGAUCUCGUUGCCAGUACUGUUCUAGUCCCGUCAAAUAUGGACCAAAAUGUGAUAAACCUUGCCCUUGUAUUCACGGUGAAUGUGAUAAUCGUCCAGACAGUCUUGGUGCUUGCAAAGAAGGGACAUGCCUGCCUGAAUAUACAGGCAAAUUCUGUGAAAGACAUAUUAGACCCUGUGGAGCUCAAAUCCAGUUUUGCCAUGCACAUGCAAAUUGUGAUUUUAACAAUGGGGCAGUGAGCUGCGUUUGUAAACCUGGCUAUCGGGGAGAUGGAGUAAUCUGUGAGGAGAUCGACCCCUGUUCACGAACCGACCCAGCAGUCUGUGGGGCUAAUGCAAAGUGCAUUAAAACAGGCCCUGCCACACAUACCUGCCAGUGCCUGACUGGAUGGCAAAAAGAUGGAGAUGAAUGUGUGGAAAUCAAUAAUUGCUUGCUGCCAAACAGAGGAGGAUGCCAUGAAAAUGCAAAUUGCAUCUACAUAGGCCCUGCUCAGAGUGAUUGUGCAUGUAAAACUGGCUAUCGUGGAAAUGGGAUUGACUGUACACCCAUAAACCCGUGUGUGGAGCAAAGCGGUGAAUGUCAUAUCCUGGCAUCUUGUCAGUUUAUGUUUCCGGGCGUAUGGAACUGUGUCUGCUUGGAAGGUUAUGAGGGAGAUGGGAAAAUUUGCUAUGGAAGUGCAGCCUCAGGCCUCUCUACUCUGUCUGAUGCAACCAAAUAUUUCAAAUGGGUUAAUGAUGCCCAGCUUUACCAGCUAUUCUCAGAGAGCUCCAAUUUCACUGUGCUGGUCCCCUCCAUGAGCGCCAUUGACAAUAUGAGCAGUGAUGAGAGAGACUUUUGGACAACCAAGGAAAAUCUUCCCAGCAUUAUAAAGGCUCACCUCCUGGAUGGUGUGUACAGGAUGAACGAUCUGACAAACCUCUCAUCAUUGUCUUUUCUGCCAACUAAACUGAGAAACUACUCUGUCCGUGUGACAAACAAAAUUGAGACAGUAGUAAUUGAAGAUGCCGCCAUCUCUGCCUCUGAUAUAGCAGCCACCAACGGUGUAAUCCACAUAAUUGAUAAGGUGUUGAUCCCAGAUCACAAAUACAGUGAAGCCUUACCCGAUCUCCUCACCAAGCUGGGACAAAUGCCUGAAUGCUCCAUUUUCCGAGGCUACCUUAUACAAUACAGCCUCAUGAAAGACAUUGAGGGAUCAGAUGGCUACACCUUGUUUGUUCCAAGCAAUAGUGCCAUUGAACUUUACCUGAAGCAAAAAGGGACUACAUCUCUGGAAGAGAACCAAAUACGAUACCACAUUGUCCUCUCACAAAAGUUUUUGGAGCAGGAUUUACACGAUGGCAUGCAUGAAGGGACCAUGCUGGGGUUUUCAUAUCAAGUUGGGUUUUUUCUCCAAAACUCUCAGCUAUUUGUGAAUACAGCUCAAGUUAACUUUACAAAUCAGUUGGUCAGGAACGGAGUGAUUCAUGGACUGAUGAAUGUACUGGACGUGCAGAAGAAUAGAUGUGACAAAAACAUCUCUUCCCCCGCUGAGGCAAAAUGUACAUUCUGCCACUCCCUGGCUUCUUGCCCCUUUGGGACCGCACCUGUGGUCGGAAAAAAAGUUCAUUGUACAUUUAGCCGGUAUGUCUUGGGAAGAAGAUUCCUCUAUUUUGGUUGUAAACCAGUCUGUCGCAACACAGUCAUAAUUAAAACCUGUUGUGAAGGCUUCUUCGGAUCCCAGUGUGAGCCUUGUCCUGGAUCCACAGGAAAGCCCUGUUUCGGGAAUGGCAUUUGUCAGGAUGGCCAGAAUGGCACUGGGAUAUGCCAGUGUGAUAAGGGUUUCAAUGGGACAGCUUGUGAGACCUGUGUGGAUGGGAAAUAUGGAUCCCACUGUGAUCAAGAUUGCUCCUGUGUCCACGGAAUGUGCAAGGAAGGCCCAAGUGGUGAUGGCUCCUGCGAAUGUGAUGUAGGAUGGAGAGGUGUCAACUGCGACAUCAAGAUUACUGAAGAUUCAUGCAAUAAUACCUGCCACACAAGUGCUAAUUGUCUCACCAGUGAUGGUACAUCUUACUGUAAGUGUGCUGCCGGAUUUCAGGGGAAUGGUACCUACUGUACAGCUGUGGAUGCGUGUGCCAGUAAUAAUGGAAGCUGUUCAUCUCAAGCAGUAUGUAAGAGGACUACUCCAGGGAAACGUUCUUGUCUUUGUAAUGCAGGAUACACAGGAGAUGGGGUCAUCUGCCUGGAAAUCAAUCCCUGUUUACAAGACAAUGGUGGAUGUCACGCGAAUGCAGAAUGCACUCACACUGGACCCAAUCAGAGUGCCUGUAAUUGCCUCCCUGGUUAUUCAGGAGAUGGGAAAUCCUGUAAAUCUAUCAACCUUUGUUUGAAGAAAAAUGGAGGUUGCAGUGAAUCUGCACUCUGCACUCAUAUUGGACCAGGAGAAAGAAACUGCACCUGCCACUCAGGAUACGUUGGCAAUGGACUGAAGUGUCGAGGCUCCCUGUCUGCGGAGCUUCUAAGUCCCAGUACUUCCCACUUCUUGCUCAAACUCAAGGGAAGUAUGGUUAAGGACUUGUCAGGCGAAGGUCCAUUCACCGUCUUCAUUCCCACUGCUGAUGCCUUUAGAACCAGUCUGCUUGUCAAGCAGUGGGCAGCUAAAGGGCUGCUGUCUCAGGUUCUCCGCUAUCACAUUGUUGGAUGCAUGCAGCUUGACAUCAGUGACCUUAUCACGCCCAUUAACAUCACCACACUCCAAGGAGAAAUGAUACAAAUCUCUUAUUCCCAGGGUUUCACAUAUUUGAAUAAGGAUGCCAAGAUACUGUUAACUGAAGCACCCUGUUCCAAUGGCAUCAUCCACAUAAUAGACAAAAUGUUGGAACCUGAACAUUUUCAGUCAAUGCCAACAACCAGCUAUGGAAGUAUCACACAGGAUAAUUUAACUACAGUGGCAGAAAACCAUGGAUAUAAAAAAUUUAUAAAGUUACUGCAGGAUACAGACGUGCUGACCCUCAUAAACAACCCCAUACAUCAGCCUGUCACCCUAUUUUGGCCCACAGACAGCGCAAUGAUGGCUCUCCCUAAAGAGCAACAGGAUUUUCUCUUCAACAAAGAUAAUAAGGCAAAAUUAGAAGAAUAUCUGAAGUAUCACGUCAUCAGGGAUGGGAAGAUUUUUGCUGCUGAUCUUCCCUAUACAAAAGCUUUAAAGACAAUGCAAGGGUCAGAUCUCAGUGUCAGCUGUGGAGCUAAAGACGGCAUUGGUGUACUGUUCCUAAAUGAUCAGAAAUGUCGAAUUGUCCAGAGGCAGUUGGAGUUCACUGGAGGAAUCGCACACGGCAUCGACUGCAUGCUGGUGCCUCCCAGUGUGGGGGGCCGCUGUGAUAUUAUGAGCACUCUCGAACUUUGGGGUGAUUGUGGGUACUGCUAUAAUGUGCCAAAGUGUCCUGGGAACUUUAAACCACAGAUCACAAAGGAGCAAUGCACCUAUAUGCCAUCUUUGAGGAAGAACAUUAAAGGCUGUCGAAAUAAGUGUGCCCAAGUCUUCUGGAGAUCAAAAUGUUGUUCCAAUUAUUUUGGCAAGGAUUGCCAAGCCUGCCCCGGAGGCCCAGAAUCACCUUGUAGCAACCAUGGAGUAUGUGAUGAUGGACAAAUGGGGACCGGGGAGUGCAAGUGUCAGCCAGAGUACCACGGUACAGCUUGUGAGCUCUGUCAGCCCGGGCGAUACGGCCCUGAAUGUCGUGUGUGUAACUGUACAGAGCAUGGAUCCUGUGAAGAAGGAAUAAUGGGAAGCGGAUCAUGUUUUUGUGAAAAUGGUUGGACUGGGACAUUCUGUGAGACUCCACUAGCCGUGACUCCAGUUUGCUCACCACUCUGCUCCACCAAUGCUGUGUGCAAGGAAAACAAUACCUGUGAAUGCAAGCCACUGUAUGAAGGCGAUGGAAUAAGAUGCAAAGUGGUAAACCUGUGCAUGCAGAUGAAUGGAGGGUGUCCCUCAACAUCAAAGUGUACUCAGAAGGGCCUAAAUGUGACCUGUACCUGUCCUUCAGGAUUUUCUGGUGAUGGUUAUAUCUGCACUUCAAUUGAUCCUUGCAUAAAUGACAAUGGAGGAUGCCAUGAACAUGCCAUUUGCACUGCCAUUGGCCCGAAUAGGAAGAAAUGUGAGUGCAAAACUGGCUACAUUGGAGAUGGAGUGGAGUGCUCAGUGAGAGAGCUGCCUAUCAACCGCUGUUCACAAGAUCACGGGCAGUGUCAUGUCAACGCUGACUGCACAGACCUACACUUUGAAGAUAGCAAGGCAGGAGUCUUCCAUAUUCGAUCCCCUAAAGGAACAUAUAAAUUAACAUAUGUGGAUGCUGAGCAGGCCUGCAAGCAGGAGGGGGCGGUGAUCGCCACUUACAAUCAGCUGUCCUACGCUCAGGAGGCUGGCUUUCACAUGUGUGUGGCAGGAUGGCUUUCCAGUGAAAGAGUGGCAUACCCUACCACUUACUCAAACCGUAACUGUGGCUUCGGUCACGUGGGCAUUGUAGACUACGGCACUCGAACCAAUCUUAGUGAAACAUGGGAUGUGUUUUGCUACCGGAUGAAGGACAUUCAGUGUACAUGUAAGGCUGGUUAUAUUGGAAAUGGCUAUUCAUGCAGUGGAAAUCUUCUGCAGGUCCUCACAGAAAAUCCAUUUUUGUCUAAUUUCUUGAGUCAAAUUCUAAAGUACAGUGACCACUCUGAGCGUGGUAAAGAGUUUGUGGAUCACCUAAGUAACCUGACAGUCCACGCUACAUUCUUCGUACCAGACAACAAUGCACUCAGUGAGAAUGAGACCCUUUCUGAACAAGACAUCGAAUAUCACCUCUCGACUACAGAACUUUUGUACUUUGGCGAUUUAUCUGAUGGAAAAGUGAUCACAAGCUGGCUAGGAGACAGGCUUUUCAUUACAGUUGGUAACCACUGUGAGAGCUCCGUUAUAGAGACCACCAAUGCCUAUGUGAACCAGCGGUGUAUCAUCGAAUGGGACAUCUCAGCAUCAAAUGGAGUAAUUCACAUCAUUGAGGAGCCGCUCAGAGCCCCAAAGCCACAGUUUGAAUUUCACACAGGCCACAAAGCUGGUAUGGGCGUGGGUGUUUUACUCCUUGUGGUACUGAUCAGUCUGGUGGCAUUCAUAAGUUAUUAUUAUUACUCACGAAGAACCAAGCCCUUCCAGUUUCAUUACUUUAAGUCAGACGAAGGAGAUGACAUAGCACCAAUAGAAUACAUCAACCCAAAUAUCUGUAACCCUAUUUAUGAUGCGGGGAGCCCUGCAGACAACGGCAUUGAUAUAUUUGCAGACAAACACCAAGUGGUAAGCAGCGGGCCAUAUGAUCUUUCUCAGUAAUGGAGAACGCCUCAGAAAACGAUGUGCUGCAAAAGGGAACUGCAGCUUGUAAAGCUUGGGGAUGAGACACCACCUACCUAACAGCAACUGUGAAGAGAAUCAGUAGUAGACACUCACCAGAGAAGUCCACUCUGAAGAUUUUUUUUAAAUGUUGUAUAUUUAAAAAAAUGUGAUUUAAAUUUUUUUUUUUACACAAUUUAAAAAAUACAAUGCAAAUAUUAAUAAAUAUUUUUAAAAAUCAAA
Molecule: messenger RNA, 8031 nt
Organism: Erpetoichthys calabaricus (reedfish)
Lineage: Eukaryota; Metazoa; Chordata; Cladistia; Polypteriformes; Polypteridae
Gene: stab2
Product: stabilin 2
Exons: 69
Coding region: 145-7788 (2547 amino acids)
Biological process (GO): cell adhesion
Molecular function (GO): calcium ion binding; hyaluronic acid binding
Source: RefSeq, a predicted model, not a curated record